UCCUCCUCCGAUCUCUUUCCGCCCCAUCGCCCAGCGAGCCGCACCGGGCUGCUCGUCUUAUUAUUACAGCUGCUUCCCGCCUUCCAACAGACGCAUCUGCUCUGAUCGUCUCAGUAUCUGCCUCAUAUCGCCCAACGUAAACUCACAGCUUCGUCUUGAGCAUAUCUACUGUGCCCCCCCCCAACGAUCGUCCUUACAAUAUGGCAUUCAAAGACGAGCUCAAGAGCGGAAAGUUCACCAUCUAUGCCCAAUGGGCCUCUUUGCUGUCGAUCUUUUUCCUGGUCAUUCUAGGCCUGUCCAACUUUUUCUCAUUCGGCGCUCUGUCGUCGCUCCUAAUCUUCAUCAUCAUUGCGUGGGUCGAAGCAGCCGUAAUGAUCUUCCUGGAGGUUCCUAUCCUGACAAAAUGCUGUCCUGCUGGACCGCGAUUUUCUGCCUUCCUCGGCUUUUUUGAGAGCACCGUCUUCCGCACGGGCCUGUAUGCUGCCUUUGCCGUGCUCAUGUGGCUAUCGCUGCUUUCCGGUGCGUCGUCGCUUCUCGUCUGUGCCAUCACCCUGACGGCCACAGCCGGUUGCUACACCAUUGCCAUGAUCAAGCGCGAAGGCAUGGAGAGAAGCAGUAUGCUCGGUGGCCAAGGCGUGGUGUAAGCGGCUGUGGGACCGUCGUUGGGUGCAUCAAGACUCUGCCCAUGCUGCUCAUACAUGCGGCUGCGUCGGAUGGGCUUCAGCAGGUGCCUCUAAUACAUUUAGUCGGUCAAACGGAAGCGUGACACCCCGGACAUGUGCACGGCUAUGG
Messenger RNA from Polychytrium aggregatum, 792 nucleotides. RefSeq lists its product as uncharacterized. NCBI's taxonomy places the organism in Eukaryota, Fungi, Chytridiomycota, Chytridiomycetes, Polychytriales. The record is from RefSeq and is a predicted model, not a curated record. Gene Ontology annotation, biological process: vesicle-mediated transport. Bases 201 to 644 code for a protein of 147 amino acids. Gene Ontology annotation, cellular component: membrane. The transcript is spliced from 7 exons.